This is a messenger RNA of Monodelphis domestica (gray short-tailed opossum), 945 nucleotides long. Its product is annotated as olfactory receptor 52E4-like. Gene Ontology annotation, biological process: G protein-coupled receptor signaling pathway. Gene Ontology annotation, molecular function: G protein-coupled receptor activity; olfactory receptor activity. NCBI's taxonomy places the organism in Eukaryota, Metazoa, Chordata, Mammalia, Didelphimorphia, Didelphidae. The record is from RefSeq and is a predicted model, not a curated record. Gene Ontology annotation, cellular component: plasma membrane.
AUGCCUUUAUCCAAUAAUGCUAGUUCCUACCCCUUUUCAUUCUUACUUCUUGGAAUUCCUGGUCUGGAAAACUUUCACAUCUGGAUUGGCUUUCCAUUCUGUGCUGUCUAUCUGAUUGCCUUAGUGGGAAACAUCACUAUCCUGACAGUGAUUCGACUGGAACGAAGCCUCCACCAACCCAUGUUCUACUUCUUGGCCAUGCUGGCUUCCAUUGACCUGGGCUUAUCCACAGCUACCAUCCCCAAGAUGAUGGGUAUCUUCUGGUUUAGCUUGAGAAUGAUCAGCUUUGGAGGUUGCCUCACCCAAAUGUUCUUCAUCCACAUCUUUACUGGCAUGGAGUCAAUUGUGCUAGUGUCAAUGGCCUAUGACCGCUAUGUGGCUAUCUGUAAUCCUCUACACUAUAGUUCUGUCCUCACCAACAAGAUUGUAGCCUUGAUGGGCCUUGGAGUACUGAUGAGAUCUUUUUUCAUUUGUCUUCCCUUUGUGUUUCUUAUCCUAAGACUAACUUUCUGUGGACACUACAUUAUCCCUCACACCUAUUGUGAACAUAUGGGAUUGGCCCGCCUGGCCUGUGUAAACAUAAGGAUCAACAUCAUCUAUGGCCUCUGGGCCAUUUCCAUAUUGGUGUUGGACAUGGUUGCCAUUGCUAUCUCAUAUGUGCAGAUUCUACGUGCUGUCUUUCGCCUCCCUUCUCGUGACGCCAGGCUCAAAGCUCUUAGUACAUGUGGUUCCCAUGUCUGUGUUAUCUUGGCAUUCUAUAGCCCUGCACUCUUCUCCUUCAUGACACACCGUUUUGGCAAGAAUGUACCCCGUUAUAUUCACAUCCUCCUGGCCAAUAUGUAUGUGGUCAUCCCACCCAUGCUUAACCCUGUUAUCUAUGGGGUUAGAACCAAACAGAUUCGGGAGAAGGUGUUGAGAGUAUUCUGUACAAAUAGCUUAGGUUAG